AUGUUGCCUUUACCAGUAUAGACAAGAAAAAUGCCAAAAUUAGAUUUAAUGGAUUUAAUAGAAUAAGGGUUUGGGUAAAAUAUGAGUUUAUACUCUGAAAUUCCAUCAGAGCUUCAAUAUUGCUAAUUUCAUAAGUAUCAUUAAAAAAAUGAUGAAUGUAUGAUUUUCAAAGAAGAUUAUUCAAUUUACAUGUACGCAAAAAAAUACAAAAAUUAUUGGCAAAUUUACACAAGAGAUCCUUCAGAUUCAUAAUUUGAUAAAGAAAAUUUUGAAUGGAUCUUGAAAAUUGAAGAUGAUGUUUUGAGUCUUUGGAAGAAGCCUAAUUAAUUUAUUUCAGUAGUCAAAAUAAUCCAUUGCAGUAAUUAUACUGAAUCAUAUAAUCGUAUGCGUUUACUAAUUUCAAAUGGGAAAUUAAAUAAUGUGCCUUUAUAGUUUGAUUCAGAUUAUUAUCCCAAUGGCUGUGAUUAUAUUUCAACUAUUCCACCAAUAUAUAAUUCGAAAAAAAGAGUUUGGCAUAUGCAGGAUUCAGAAAGGAUGUAAAAAGCAAGCAAAAGGAACUUUUUGUUAGGUUUGCACUGUAAUGAGGAAAAGAAAUAGGUCCUUAAAAUGGGUAAAAUCUAAACAGGAGUAUUCAUAGUGGAUUUUAAGGAACCUAUCAAUUUUGUGAUAGCCUUCAGUGUUGCUUUGGCUACUUGUGACCUAAAGUCAAGAAUAAGAGAUUAAUGA
This is a messenger RNA of Paramecium pentaurelia, 726 nucleotides long. NCBI's taxonomy places the organism in Eukaryota, Ciliophora, Oligohymenophorea, Peniculida, Parameciidae. The record is from the annotation of a GenBank genome assembly.